UUCAAAGGCUCUGUAAGGUGUCUGACACAGACUCUGGGUCCAGAAGGGGGGGCUACCUGUAGGUGAGACACCACAGAAGGUCAUGCUGCCUUGUUGUGUCCCACUGCCUGUGUCUGUCUCCAUCCUGUACCUCUGAGAUAUGGGAAAAGGCUGGAGGUUGCAGGACCCCAAGCUGGUGAGAAAUAGGUUUAUGUGGGUGCGUGCAAGAAAUUUUGCCUGGCUGAGCAGCUGCUGGAGGCUGCUGGUGCUGGAGAGCCCUAAAAAGCCUUGCCUCCACCCCCCACCCCUGGCAGCUCCUCUCUAUCCUAGAAGUUCAGUCUGCCUUGUAACCCCCUUGCAAACAGGGGUGCUCACCCCUCUCUCGUUGCCAAAGCUCCCUGCUUUCUUCCUGAGCUGGGGGCACAGGCGAUAGAGCAUGGCACGUGGGGAGAAAGGCAUGAACUGGCGGCUCUAAGGGAAGGGAGGCAGGAGGGGAGAUGGGGCAUGGACCUCCAUGCCAGUUUCCAUGAGGCAUUGCUGGUCAGGCACACAGGUGUGUCUGAGUUGCUCAGCCAGAGCAAUGGCCAAGUACCCCUGCCCUUAGUUUGUUCCCUCCUAGGACCUCUCCAAUCCACGUUCCCUGCAGGGAUUGAAGUGAGGGUGUGCUCAGCUGGCUGUUUUCUUUGGGGUGCAAAUUGCAGUAACCAGAGGCUUGCUGAGGAUUGAUGCCUGUGAAGGGAACACGUGCCCUGACCCUCUUCAGCAGCUCAGACCGUGUUUGGGGCUGGCCUCCGGCCAGAGGAUGCUGCUGCGGUGUCUUGAAAACACGCAGAGAGCCAGGGACUUUCCAGGCGCCUGCUGCCAUGGCUGGGGUUGGGACUGAGCAAGGAAGGGCGCUAAGCUUUGUACUGGGUCCCCGGAGCUCUCCUGGGCUCCUUCAGGGGUGGAGUGAGCCCUGGGCUGGACUGGUCUAUGCUGGGGGCAACCUGUGACAUGUUUCCCCUCCCUUCACAUACCUUGUCCUCAUACCUCAUGGGCUCUGGGAGACACUUCACCAGGGUGGAUGGCUACUGGAUCAGUGGUCCCCAACCUUCUCCAGCACAUGGAUCUGCAAUGGGACAGUGUCCCAGAUGUGCCAAGGGCAAGGGUUCAACCAGGUGCUCAGCUGGGCACUGCUGCCUGGAGAAGUUGCAGAAAUAAAGGCUGCAAAGGCAGUAAGAGCCAGUGUGGGUCUCCUUUUCUUGCCUUGUCCUGAUGCCACUGGAGCUUUGGGGUUGGAAGGAUGGGUGACAGCACAUAAGAUGCCUCCAGGGACCUGUUCCCCAUGCUUCCAGACACCCUGGGGAGAUGGACCCAGAGGUAACCUGCUGCUGCCCAUGGCCUGUGCCUGCUGCAUGCCCCAGGGGAGGCUGCCUGAGACCACAUUGACCUCAGUGCUGCAUGAGUGCAUGGGGAGCUGCCUCCCUGCCUUUGGGCACUGGGCAUAUGGGUACUCCCAAGCAUGGGAGCUCCCUUUCUCUUUUGCACAGGUGAUGGGGGAAGCCACAGGAGUGCAGCUCUGGAUCCUACACUGCCCCAGGCACCCAACUUGUCCCCAAGGAAUUCAGCGAGCCACUGCAGUUUGCCGGUCUCCUUGCCUGGGAGAGGGCUGCAGGGCAGUUGUUGGUGAGCAUCCCCACCAUGACACCAGUGUUGCCCUCUCCCUGCUGAGGGGUGCGAGAGCCUGGGCAUCUUAUCACAGUUCUGCUUUCUACAUCAGCUGGGACUUUGGUCUCCCCCUGGUUUACUCAUUGCCCUUGAUAACUGUUUAUGAGGGUCCUUAUCAGGAACUGGUAAAAAGUGCUGGGGCUACACCCCAGCGCUCAGGCAGUGGAGCUGGGGAGGGGGCUCAGACCCCAGUGGCAUUGGGGAGUCCCCAUCACACCUCUGUGUCCUGUUGGGGCUCCUGGGACAUGGCUGACACAAGCAGUGGGAGCAAGACUGACCAAGUAGCUGGAGGCCAGGGCAGGCGAAGAGGGGCUGUUAGUGGUGGGUUGCUGCAGCUGGGGAUGGGACAGUGAAGGGGGCUCCUUGCUGGCUGCCUGGGGAGGCUGGAGAGACACCAGUGCCCAGCUCUUCUUGGAGUGGCCUUCGGGCAGGGUGAGAGGCAGUGGCAUUGGAUGCAGCAAUGGAAAUUCCAAUUAAAUAGGGGGGGAAAUGUUUUCAAUAUGAGAACAUUUCAAGCACUGGAACAGGUUACCCAAAGUGGUUGUGAAACUUCCAUCCUUCAUCUCUUCCGGACCAUGCUCUGGCAAGCACAUGAAAACAUGGAGCCAUUCCUUGCUCAGAGCAGGACCAGCGUUUCACCAGGUUGCUCAGGGCUUGAUCUAGCCACGUUGGCCUUCUCUUUGGGUAGACCUUGCCAUGACAGGGGUGCCCUGAGGGCGCCUGUUCAGCGCCUCUGUGUCCAAUUCUGCAUAGCCCCUGUCUUGCCAGCUGCAUGGCACCACUCCAUCCCACUGUUAGACUUCACAUUUUGUCUGUGUUAAACCUCAGGAGGUUCCCAUCAGCCCAUUCCUCCAACCAGUUGAAGUCCUCACUCGUCCUCAGCUCCCCACAAUUUGGCAUCAGCAUCAAUGCACAAUGGACUGUGCUAUCUCUCCCAAUCCCAUUUGCAGUCCAGCCCUGGCACAUCAAGGCCCUACAGAUGUGUUCAGCUUUUGGGGAGGUCCCUGAGGCAGCUGGACAGGGAUGGAGGCUCAGGGGGCUGGGAUGUGAGGUCACCCUGGAGCCCCUUCUCACCUGUGGAGUGGGUGGCUUGGCUCAGGAGCAAAGCAUGAGAUGGCAAAGCAAAACAGAUUGACUCCUCGCUUUGCCUAAUUUCUUGGCCACCCGCCAGGGUCCUUGUCUGGGGAAAAAAAACAGGCAAGCAGCAACACCGAGCCCACCGAGAGCAGGUAGUGGCAGGUUGCAGGACCAGAUAGGAAACAAGAGCCCACAAACUCAUCUAGCCAUGAUGGGAACUGUGCCUCCGGUCUGCCCCCCACCUGGCACCUCUUUCUGUGAUGGGCAGCUAGGAACAAGACAGGACAUGUCGGUAAAGAGGGGCUCACAGCUUACAGGAAUCCCCCACCCUCCCACUUCUCCAUCACCCAGCCUUCUGCUGGCUGGUGGGCUGCCUGCCAGGCUGGCCGAAAACGAAAGCAAAGCGUCCAGAGAUAAAUAGAAGCAGCCUCGGCACAAGGCAGCAGUGUGUGUCCUGCUCCCCAGCCUUGCUGAGCUCAGCACCUGCAGCACCCGCCAUGGCUCUGCGCCUCCUCCUGCCACUGCUCCUGCUGGCUGCUACCCUCCUCAUGGCUCAGGCUCAAGGCAUUGGUAGCUCGGCCUCGGACUGCUGCCUGAAGCACAGUCAGAAACCCAUCCCUCACAGGUGGGUGAAGUCCUUCAGCCACCAGGGACCUGAGACGGGAUGUAUGCUGCGUGCUGUCGUGUUUACCACCAAGAGGGGUAAGAAAAUUUGCGCCUCUCCCAAUGACCCUACCAUUCAGAAGCUGAUACAGAACCUGAACAAGGUGAAGAAUGACAAGAAGCCCAAGAAGGGACGUUCCCCACGUCCUGGGGGCAGACCCAAGCGGCAGAAGAGGCAGCAGGUCUAAGUCAGGCCUGAAAAGAACAGAUUCCUUCCCCACCGAUGACCGACCCACCGCCCGGCAAUGGACAUCCACAGACCGCCCACCUGCCUGCCAGCCCUGGGGUGAGGACGGGGCUGGCCGAGGGGACUGCCCUCUGCUCCGCAGACCCCUCGGCGCUGCCGUGCCUGCUGCAGAGAUUCCCCCAGCCAGGACUCUCCGCACCGGCUGGGUGAUCUCAGCAGCAGGAGGCACCCAGGUCCUUGCUCGCCCCAUGGCCAUGCCAGUGGAGACCUGGACCUGUGUGGGAGCUGAGCCAUGGCCCUGAGGGGGAAGUGGGCAGCCUUCCUGCCAGAGGGGAUUUCUGUAGCUUGGCAGGAUGGCAGCUUUUCCUAUGACUUUUUGGGAGGGGAUUUUAUACAUUUGUAUUUAUAUUUAAAGACUGUGCUUUCAUUCAGUAUUCCUGGAGGGCUCUACUUCUGGCUCCUUGUGCUUCACAGAGUACCCUUUAUGCUGCAGGCUGGCUUCUCUGGAAGGUUGCUCUUAUUUUCCUACCAAAUAAAUGACGGCUGCGUUUCA
Molecule: messenger RNA, 4166 nt
Organism: Phalacrocorax carbo (great cormorant)
Lineage: Eukaryota; Metazoa; Chordata; Aves; Suliformes; Phalacrocoracidae
Source: RefSeq, a predicted model, not a curated record